Uloborus diversus is the source of this 3007-nucleotide messenger RNA. Its product is annotated as cytochrome P450 4V2-like. The record is from RefSeq and is a predicted model, not a curated record. Lineage: Eukaryota; Metazoa; Arthropoda; Arachnida; Araneae; Uloboridae. The transcript has 13 exons. Gene Ontology annotation, molecular function: monooxygenase activity; heme binding; iron ion binding. Bases 175 to 1869 code for a protein of 564 amino acids.
UGGAUAUGCUAUAUUUUGAUAAAAUAUCAGAGCUUACGGAGACGUGGCAAACAAUUGCCGACAUAUUUCAAUGACAUAUUUUUCCUGCGAUACUUGAAACUGAUCAGGUUAUUGAACAACCCGAAUGUGUCUACUCUAUGCAUUUUAUUCCAAGCCAUAAAUGGAGUUUGUAAAAUGUUCUACAAAGAAGGAAUGUUUGCAGUCUGGCUGCCUUUCAGGCCGUAUGUGGUGAUUCACAAUGCAGAUUGGAUUAAGAUGGUAAUUAACCAUCCCGACGCAUUGGAUAAAGCAGCUCCUUACAGUUUGAUGACUUGCUUAUUUGGUGAUGGAUUACUUUUAAGCAACGGGAAAAAAUGGUUUCAUCGUCGUAAGCAAAUCACACCAGCGUUUCACAUGGAAAUUCUCAAAAGUUACGUGACUAUUUUCAACGAACAAUCAGAAUCCGCAGUUUCGAGAUUGAAAGAUUUGAUUCAUCAACCAUGGGUCAACAUUGAUAAAUUGCUCUCGCAGUGCUCGCUUGGAAUACUUUGUGAUUCUGCGAUGGGUUACAAGUUGGAUUUUCGCACGAUAAAUAAAGAUGCUGAAAAUUACUUGCAUAUGCUUCAUAAUUGCGCGGAGGUUGUCAUCCAUAGAGUUUUAAGGCCUUGGACUCAGAAUGACGCAGUAUUUUUCAACUGUUUUUCAGCAGGAAGAAGAUUUGUCAAAAUUAUACAUCCUAUGAAAUCCUUCACGAAAAAGGUAAUUGAAGACAAGAAGACUUCUGUAAUGAAGGAUAAAAACCUGAGCUUACCAACGGAUAUUAACGAUAACUUCAAGCCUGCAAAAUACAAAAAGGCAUUUUUAGAAAUGAUGAUUAAUUACCAUUUAAAAGACUCAUCAUUCACAUUAGAUGAUAUUCAAGAGGAAGUUGAUACGUUUAUGGCUGCGGGUCAUGAUACAACAGCUCUUACUGUGAGAUGGGCUAUUUAUUUGCUGGGAUUGCAUCAGGAUGUGCAAGAAAAAGUAGUUCUGGAACAGAAGUCUUUGUUUGGGGAUGAUCCACACCGAGUAGUAACGUUUGACGACAUCUGCAACAUGAAAUACACUGAGUGUGUCAUAAAGGUAAUUGAAGACAAGAAGACUUCUGUAAUGAAGGAUAAAAACCUGAGCUUACCAACGGAUAUUAACGAUAACUUCAAGCCUGGAAAAUACAAAAAGGCAUUUUUAGAAAUGAUGAUUAAUUACCAUUUAAAAGACUCAUCAUUCACAUUAGAUGAUAUUCAAGAGGAAGUUGAUACGUUUAUGGCUGCGGGUCACGAUACUACAGCUCUUACUGUGAGAUGGGCUAUUUAUUUGCUGGGAUUGCAUCAGGAUGUGCAAGAAAAAGUAGUUCUGGAACAGAAGUCUUUGUUUGGGGAUGAUCCACACCGAGUAGUGACGUUUGACGACAUCUGCAACAUGAAAUACACUGAGUGUGUCAUAAAGGAAACGCUGAGACUUUUCCCACCACUUCCAAUUGUCGCAAGAGAAGCAUUAAAAGACAUCCAGAUAGGUCCUUAUACCAUACCGAAAAGUUCCUACAUUGCCAUGAAUAUGUUUAUGCUGCACAGAGAUCCGAAAAUAUUUCCCGAACCAGAGAAAUACAAGCCAGAAAGAUUUCUCACCGAAAAUUCACUUGACAGACACCCAUACGCUUUUCUACCUUUCUCGGCUGGACCCAGAAAUUGCAUUGGUCAGAAAUUUGCUAUGAUGUCUAUUAAAGUUCAAUUGAGCCACUUACUAAGGAACUUUAGGAUAACGUCACUGGACCCUAGGGAUGAAGUGAAUUUGAACUGGGAAUUAACGCUAAUAAAUGCCAAGCCAAUACGAGUUAAAUUUACACCUCGGUGAAAAAUGAAUAGCGCUGUUUAAAAACAACAAAUAAAGAUGCCAUUUAACUUUUCAUAGUUUAUUUGACUUAGAAACAAAAAAUGUUGCAUUGUUUGUUUGACCAUUUUCAUGUAUUAUACACUUUCAUUUUACCUCUAUCACUUGUUUUGUAUGUGGAAGCCAACAACCAUGUUUAUUACGUUAUGUAGGGGAGGGUGGCCCAAAGCGGGUAGGCCUUCGUAUGCCUCCCCCCAUGGUGUGUAAGCGGUGAUGCAUACGUAUGUCGUGUUUUCACGAACACCCCCGAGUUUUAAUCAGUUCCCCCCAAGCUGCAGUGAAGCGACAUGGCGCAACCAGGCUUAAAAUUAAAAAAAGUAUAUAUGAUACAUUUCUAAAAAAAUGAACUUUUGUAACUUGUGAUUAGUUGAAAACCAGCUUAUUUUUUAGAUUGUCAAUAAUAUUACAUUAUUCUGACACCAUCUAUCUACAAACUACGAUAUUCAUUUCGUUUGUUUCUUGUUUAAGCUUAGGAUUAUAAUUAUUGAAAUAAAAAAUGUGCUUUCGGGCAAAGCGGUUAUAGGAUUUAAUCAUAUAUAAAUUUAUAAUUUCUUGACUCGUUAGCUGACUUACAUUUUCUAUCUCAGUAGGAUAAGUAUAACCUUAAAAAGCUAUUUUUUACGAUGGCACUUAAUUUGUCUAUUGAUUUAAUCAUUUAUUUCUUUAUAUGUUUUAUAAACAAAUGUGCUGACUUUAAAUUGGAUAAGUACAACCUAUAUACAAAUAUAUUUUAUUAUGGCAGGUAGCUAGUCAAUUAUUUUAAUCAUUUAUAACUUCAUAUUUGAUUGGCAAAUGUACCUAAUCACUAUUAAUUAAGCUUACCCGCUUUGGGCUGCCUGAUAGGGCAAAGCGAAUUUUUCAAAUGUUCGUAAAGUUUGAUAAUAAAUAACUAUUGGGUUUGAAAUAAUACAAAAAUCACUUUUAAUUUUGAAGUUCAUGAACCCUGCUAGGAAAUGAAACCGAAAUUGUGGCGAUAAAAAUCCAAAAACUACAAUUUUUGAGCGUUUUUCGAAAACCUUCCCGCUUUGGGCCACCCUUCCCUAUGUAUCAAGGCAUUUCAUGGGCUCGUUUCUUUUUCAAGUUUGAAAAAACUGUAACUGAG